CUAAAAGUGCCAUAACUCGGUUAACAUUACCUGUGAUAGGAUUGGCCACCUGAAAUGACCAGUGGCUGGAUUUAGGAGUUAAGAAAGCUCAGGGCCUUUAUGACCCUUGCAUGACCGUCGUUAGUUCCAUUGGGAUCCCCUUACCCCGCAAGCCACUCACUACCUUCUGUUACCGAGCAAACGUUUGGAGCUGUGUCCACAUAAAAGAUUUAGAUAUGUCACAGUAGGGUCAGCGCUGCAACAUCUUCUGAAGGCCACCUUUACUGCUCUGCUGUACACAUCUGAGAGGAGCAGCCUUGUGCAGCUGCAGAAGGGAUCAUUCAUCCAAAUUUGGACAACAUGGCAGACAAAGACACAGUAGAGAAGUUCCUUGACAACAACCCACAGUUUGCUAAGGAGUACUACGACAAGAAAGUCAAGGCAGAUGUGAUCACUGCUGCCUUCAACAACAAGGUCCAGGUCAAAGACCCAGCCUCUUACAAUGAUGCCACCACCAUCCUGGAGGCUGAAUUCACAUUCGAUCUCAUAAAGGAGAUGCAAGCUAACACCCCGAUGGAAAAAGCUCUGCAUACAAUUCUCCAGAGGAUUGCUCUGCUGGUCCGGGCUGAUCGAUGCAGUUCAAUUUGAAAAGAAUUUAGUGGAU
Etheostoma spectabile (orangethroat darter) is the source of this 643-nucleotide messenger RNA. RefSeq names its product cone cGMP-specific 3',5'-cyclic phosphodiesterase subunit alpha'-like. NCBI's taxonomy places the organism in Eukaryota, Metazoa, Chordata, Actinopteri, Perciformes, Percidae. The record is from RefSeq and is a predicted model, not a curated record. The coding region runs from base 340 to 627 and encodes 95 amino acids. The transcript has a single exon.